Molecule: messenger RNA, 1609 nt
Organism: Propithecus coquereli (Coquerel's sifaka)
Lineage: Eukaryota; Metazoa; Chordata; Mammalia; Primates; Indriidae
Gene: RHBG
Product: Rh family, B glycoprotein
Exons: 11
Coding region: 61-1557 (498 amino acids)
Biological process (GO): ammonium homeostasis; ammonium transmembrane transport
Cellular component (GO): plasma membrane
Molecular function (GO): ammonium channel activity
Source: RefSeq, a predicted model, not a curated record
GCCCGGGACUGUCAGCCCGAGCCGGAGCCCAGGGAGCCGGUAACUCGCAGUCCCUGUCGCAUGGCUGGGUCUCCCCGCCGCGCCGGAGGCCGGCGGCUGCUGCUGCCCCUGCUGUGCCUCUUCUUCCAGGGCGCCACCGCCAUCCUCUUUGCCGUGUUUGUCCGCUACAACCACGAAACGGACGCUGCCCUCUGGCACUGGGGCAACCACAGCAACGCGGCCAACGAAUUUUACUUUCGCUACCCAAACAGAGUCUUGCUCUGUUGCCCAGGUGGAUGCCGUGGCACCAGCAUAGCUCACAGCAACCUCAGAUUCCUGGGCUCAAGUGUUCCUCCUGCCUCAGUCUCCCGAGUAGCUGGGACUACAGGCUUCCAGGAUGUGCACGUCAUGGUCUUCGUGGGCUUCGGCUUCCUCAUGGCCUUCCUGCAGCGAUACGGCUUCAGCAGCGUGGGCUUCACCUUCUUCCUGGCUGCCUUUGCCCUGCAGUGGUCCACACUGAUUCAGGGCUUUCUCCAUGCCUUCCACGGUGGCCAUAUCCAUGUUGGUGUGGAGAGCAUGAUCAACGCUGACUUCUGUGCUGGGGCCGUGCUCAUCUCCUUUGGUGCCAUCCUGGGCAAGACCGGGCCCGCACAGCUGCUGCUCAUGGCCCUGCUGGAGGUGGUGCUGUUUGGCGUUAACGAGUUUGUGCUUCUCAGUCUCCUGGGGGUGCGGGAUGCAGGCGGCUCCAUGACUAUCCACACGUUUGGUGCCUACUUCGGGCUGGUCCUCUCACGGGUCCUCUAUAGGCCCCGGCUGGAGAAGAGUAAGCACCGCCAGGGCUCUGUCUACCACUCGGACCUCUUCGCCAUGAUUGGGACCAUCUUCCUGUGGAUCUUCUGGCCCAGCUUCAAUUCUGCACCCACGAUGCUGGGGGACGGGCAGCAUCGGACGGCCCUCAACACGUACUACUCCCUGACCGCCAGCACCCUCAGCACCUUCGCCUUGUCAGCCCUCGUCAGCAGCGAUGGGCGGCUGGACAUGGUCCACAUCCAGAAUGCAGCACUGGCCGGAGGGGUUGUGGUGGGGACAUCAAGUGAAAUGAUGCUGACUCCCUUUGGAGCUCUGGCAGCUGGCUUCUUGGCUGGGACUGUCUCCACACUGGGGUACAAGUUCUUCACGCCCAUCCUUGAAUCAAAAUUCAAAGUCCAAGACACAUGUGGUGUCCACAACCUCCAUGGGAUGCCAGGGAUCUUGGGGGCCCUCCUCGGGGUCCUUGUGGCUGGGCUGGCCACCCAUGAAGCUUACGGAGACGGCCUGGAGAAUGUGUUUCCACUCAUAGCUGAGGGCCAGCGCAGUGCCACGUCCCAGGCCAUGCACCAGCUGUUUGGGCUGUUUGUCACACUGAUGUUUGCCUCUGUGGGCGGGGGCCUUGGAGGGCUCCUGCUGAAGCUGCCCUGCCUGGACUACCCCUCAGACUCCCAGUGCUACGAGGACCAGGUUUACUGGGAGGUGCCUGGGGAGCAUGAGGAUACAGCCCAGGAGCCUCUGAAGAUGGAGGAACCCGACACUCAGGCCUAACCUGCUACCAGCAAUGAGAGGACAUGCUCCUUUUAGAAGAUGAUUGCCAGUA